Myotis daubentonii (Daubenton's bat) is the source of this 5658-nucleotide messenger RNA. It is a transcript of the gene CSF2RB, whose product is annotated as colony stimulating factor 2 receptor subunit beta. Gene Ontology annotation, molecular function: protein binding; cytokine receptor activity. The record is from RefSeq and is a predicted model, not a curated record. Gene Ontology annotation, biological process: cytokine-mediated signaling pathway. Gene Ontology annotation, cellular component: membrane; external side of plasma membrane. NCBI's taxonomy places the organism in Eukaryota, Metazoa, Chordata, Mammalia, Chiroptera, Vespertilionidae.
UUUGUAGGAGACAAAGGGGGGCAGAGGACACAUUGGCUAAAUCAGUGGGGCUCGGAAUGAAAGUCGACGUCCCGGCUCUCGCAGUUCCAAGAAGCCGGCCAAUCUUGUGAGGGGCCACUUGCGCAGAAACUGGCCGGGCAUCGCUUCCUCUUUCUGCUUCUCGGUUUCCUAACAACGACGUCAGCAUAAAUAGGAAGCGUGACCGGCUCACGGCCGCCUGGAGCCUCCAGCAGAAGGUUGGCGUGUGUCCCCCCACAAAGAGCAGGUGGACAUUAAUAUAUAGAUGCUCUUGCAAAACAAGAUGAGACCCUUAGCAAACUUUCACUUCUCCACUGUCCACCUCAACCUCACAGCCAACUCUGGCAAGGUCACCUGUAGAGGGAAUGCCUACAUAAGAAAGAUGUCCUCCCCAGCGUGAGGGAAUGACUCAGCACAGGAAACCAGGAUGUCUGUCUUCUGAGCUCUAACUUCUGAGCCCCCAAUCCUGGUUUCUGUUCACACAGCUCCAGUCCACUCUGCCUUCCCUCUGCCAGAGCACAAGGCCCAGAGAAGGCAGAGCCUGCAGGGAAGAAUCACAGGAGCACGCGGAUGACAUGGGUCUGGCCUGGCCCCCAACUGGGGAGGGACACAGGGUUCCAGGCCAGUGAGGACCCGCCCUGGCCCAGACCUGCGCCCACCCUGCUGGCCCUGCUUGCCCAGAGCUGACCAGGAGAUGGCGAUGACCCACUGGCUGCUCCCCGUGGCCCUGCUGGCUCUGAGCCAGGAGCCCAGCAUGGCAGAGGUCCCAGGGACCGUCCCGCUGCAGACCCUGCGCUGCCAUAACGACUACACCAGCCGCAUCACCUGCAGGUGGGCGGACACCCAGGACGCCCAGCGGCUCCUCAACCUGACCCUCUACCGCAGGCUGAACGAGUCCCCCCCAGAGCCAGUGUCCUGUGAUCUCAGUGACGACAUGCCCUGGUCAGACUGCCCGGCUCCCCGCUGUGUGCCCAGAAAAUGUGUCAUUCCCUGCAAGCAGUUCGUCAUAGCCGACAAGGACAGCUUCUCAUUCCAACCCGACAGGCCUCUGGGCACCCAGCUCACUGUUACCCUGGCCCAGCAUGUGCAGCCCCCCGCGCCCAGGGACCUCCGUGUCAGUGCUGAUGGGGACCGGUUCCUGCUGACCUGGAGUGUGGCCCCCGGGGGCUCCCAGAGCCCGUGGCUGUCCCACCUGGAGUUCGAGGUGGUCUACAAGCGGCUUCAGGACUCCUGGGAGGAUGCCUCCAGCCUCCACUCUACCGCCCCGCAGGCCCACCUGGGGCCCGGGCACCUCAUUCCCAGCAGCACCUACGAGGCCCGCGUGCGCACCCGGCUGGGCUCUGGCUCGAGAUUCUCGGGCCGGCCCAGCCACUGGAGCCCAGAGGUUCGCUGGGACUCCCAGCCAGGGGACAAGGCCCAGCCCCAGAACCUCCAGUGCGUCUUCGAUGGGGGCUCCGUGCUCAGCUGCUCCUGGGAAGUGAGGUCCGAGGUGACCCGCUCUGUCUCCUUCACCCUCUUCUACAAGCCCAGCCCCAACGAGGGGGAGCAGGAGUGUUCCCCGGUGCUGAAGAGGGCCAGUGGCCCCUAUGUCCACCACCAGUGCCAGGUGCCCGUGGCCGACCCCUGGAACCACAGCCAGUACAUCGUCUCUGUUCGGCCAAAGCAGGAAGAGAAGUUUAUAAAGAGCUCGGAAAACAUCCAGAUGGUACCCCCGACACUCAACGUGACCAAGGGCAGAGACGGCUACAUUCUGCGCUGGGAAGUGAAGAUGUUCUAUGAUCACAUAGAGUACACCUUCGAGGUCCAGUACAAGAAAGACACAGCCUCCUGGGAGGAGAGCAAGACAGAGCCCCUCCAGAACACGCGUGUCCUGUCGCUGCCGCCUCUGGAGUCCUCCACCAGGUACCAGGCGAGAGUGAGGGUCAAGCCCUACAAAGGCUACAGCGGGAUCUGGAGCGAGUGGAGCGAGGAGAGCUCCUGGGACACUGAGUGGGAGCUGCCCACGUGGGGCCUGGCCCUCGUCCUAGUCUGCACCACCCUGGCCGUACUCCUGGCCCUGCGUCUCUGUGGCACGUACGGGUACAGGUUGACCCACAAGUGGGAGGAGAAAAUCCCCAACCCCAGUAAGAGCCAGCUGUUCCAGGACAUGAGUGCGGGGCGCUGGCCCCCAGGCGGCAUGUCGGCCCUCACCAGCAGGAGCCCCGCACACAAGGGGCCAUGGGGCAGCCGCUUCCCUGGGCUGGAGGGGCUGUUCCCUGAAGACCGCACACACAGCGAGGUGUCACCUCUCAGCGUGGAGGAUCCUAAAAACGCCCACGACUCACCAUCUGAGCCUGACACGACUCCGGCUGCCUCGGACCUGCCCACGGGGCUGCCCCCAGGCCCCGCGCCCUGCCUGUCAGCCCCCGCUGGCAGCCCUGAGAGCCAGGGAUCCGGCUUCCACUUCAACGGCCCCUACCUGGGACCGCCCCACAGCCGCUCCGUACCGGACCUCCUGGGCCAGGACGAGGCCCCACAGAUGGGUGGGAGCCAGAAGCCUCAGCCCCCAGGGUCCCUGGAGUACCUGUGCCUGCCCCAAGGGGAGCAGGUGCAGCUGGUCCCGCUGGCCCAGGUGAUGGCACAGGGCCAGGCCGGGGGUGUGGAGAGGAGACCCUGCGGGGGGGCGGAGGGGAGCCCCUCCGUGGAGACUGGGGCGGGCCCUGUCCCUCACGCUCCUGGGCUGCUGGUGGGUGGUCAGGGCCUGAAGGACAGCCCCACAGCGGUGUCUCCUGUGUCCGGGGGCCCUGCGAACAGCAUCGCGGCCUCUGGUUAUGUCACCACCACAGACCUGGCACUCGCCUUACCCACAGAGGCUCCAUCUGCCUCCCGGGUCCCUCCUCCAGGCCUCCCCUCAGAGCAGAACCACAGCCUCAGUCCCAGACUGGCACGUGGGCCCCUGGAAGGCCCUGCCCCCAUGAAACCAGGGAUUGACAGCUAUGUGGAGCUCCCUUCCACCAUGGGCCAGUCCCCUAAGUCCCCUCUGGGCAGCCCUGCCCCUCCUGCAGCCAGCGGCCACGUCCUGAGCCCGAGGGAGCCCCGGGUCGAUGUGGCCCCAGUCUCCCCGCACCCCGAGGGGCUCCUGGUCCUGCAGCAGGUGGGAGACUAUUGCUUCCUCCCCGGCGUGGGGUCUGGCCCCUUGUCCCCCCAGAGUAAGUCCUCUUCUCCUGGACCCUGUCCUGAGAUCAGGGACCUGGACGAGGGCUUCCCGGCCAAGAAGCCUUCCUGUGCGGCCAUUCCCCAGGUGCCGGCCAUUCAGCUCUUCAAGGCCCUGAAGCAGCAGGACUACCUGUCGCUGCCCCCCUGGGAGGUCAGCAGGCCUGGGGAGGUGUGCUGAGACCCUGCGGGCCUGGGGGGUCACGUGGGAGGAGAGGGUCUGCCUUCCUUCCUGGCCUGCCUUUCUCCCGCCAGCCUCUGUGUUUUCCACACUCAUUUCUGCAAAGCCAAGGAGAGGGGGCCAGGAAAACGGGAGAACUGCCUAUCUUCUCCCUUGACCUUGAGCAAGGUCAAGCCUCUCUGUCUCUCUUCCUCCUCCCUCCCCGCCCCACUCCGCCCCCGCCCCCGCCCCCCUUCUCACAGACACACACACACGCACACACAUACUUUUCCUUCAAGUUCACAGACUUUUAGGUUCAGAAUUGUUAGAACGUUCCACACGUUCUCGUUCCAUUUGCCUCGUUUUCUCUGUUACAAGGUUUCCCUGCUUGGGCUCGUUCCUUCUUUCUCUUUUCCCUGAUUUAUUAUUAGAGCGAGUUCGAGGUCCCAGCGCGGCCUGUCCUGAGAUGCCAUGUCUUGGUCAGAGCCUAUGCUGAUGCCGCCGUGUCUGGCUGUGUUGGGGGACCUGUGCCUGUAGCCUGUUCCAGGGAGUCAGGAGCUCCAGGUUCCAGCCGGGUGCAGGCGGCGGGAGGCGGGGCUCAGGGCGGGGGCCCUGGGGGUUGAGGACUUGGAGGAGCAGCGCAGGACUGGGCCUGCCUCCAUCAGGCCCACGGCCCCAGAUGUGGUGACAAAGCACCAGUCUCGACGGUCACCCCAAGAAAUGGGCGUGGUGAGGGGUGUGCAAGGGAAGAGCUGUUCUGAGCUCGUGGAAGCCUGGUGGGGUCACAAAGGUGACUGGGAGGUGUCGGGGCGCAGGGCCUGCACCGGGGACAGGCCGCUGCCCUGAGGGUGUGAGGUGCAGGUUCCUGGCGAUCUUCCUGCACCCAGAGGGCGGUCCGGAACCCACGUCUACUGCGGGAAGUGGGAGAGAAGGCUCAACAAAGGAAAUGAUUGAAGGGCACGUGUGCUCUAGGGCAGUGACGGCGAACCUUUUGAGCCCGGCGUGUCAGCAUUUUGGAAAACCCUAACUUACCUCUGGUGCCGUGUCACAUAGAGAAAUUUUUUGAUAUUUGCAACCAUAGUAAAACAAAGACUUCUAUUUUUGAUAUUUAUUUUAUAUAUUUAAAUGCCACUUAACAAAGAAAAAUCAACCAAAAAAGUGAGUUCGCGUGUCACCUCUGACACGCGUGUCAUAGGUUCGCCAUCACUGCUCUAGGGCUUACAGACCAAAUCGCCCGGCUGCCUCUUCUCCGGGAAAACCUUCGACUCCAACGGCACCCGCCAAGUCUGAGGGCUUUGGGCCUCUGUCGGGGCCUACGAGGGGAUGGUGGUUCUUUUAAAUCUUUGCUUCCUGCUCUGCAAAAAUAAUAGCAUUAAAUUGUUUUAAUUUGCAUUAUCUCCUAACUUUCAAGUUUGCACGUAUUUUUAUAUUCUGAGUCUCAGUAUUUGUUUGUUUGUUUGUGUUUUUUACUGGAAUAAGGCCAUUAAGGACUUGGUUCUGUCAGGUGCUCACCGUUUUCUGACGAAGUUUUUGAAUCUAUUUAUGUGGUCUUUCACGCAUGGUGCCAGUUCCCCCCCUCGUUUGUGGUUUGUCUUUUAAUUGUGUAGACGGGGCUGUGGGUGUCCACAGAGCGGUUUCUCGGGGAACGCCACCGUGGCUCCGGUGUUGGUGUGAAGUUUACGAAGGCCUUCCCACUUCGAAAGUGCUGUUGUCCUGAUGGGUUGAUUGGUUUCUCGUUCUUUUUGUGUUUCAAGCUUCUCAUGUAAAACUGUAAUGAUUGGGGGACGUAGGCGGGUGAGGUGGAGGCCAGCCAGAGGCUGCCCGCCGGGAGAUUUUCAUUAUUCGGUGAGUCACCUGUUCUCUGUCCACACGUCCGAAAGGCCGCUCUUCCCAUACCGAACGGGCCCGCACGCACUUAGUUUCUAGGCUUUCCACUUCUCACAUUGUUCUCUCCACGGCCCCCUGCCAUUGGGUGGGUCUUGCUAGCUUUGUAAUAUGUUUCAGUACAUUUCAGAACGAAUAUUCUUGGCGUUUUUGUUCACUCAUCCUUAUUCAUUGCAGCAAUGUCUGUGGCCAAAGAAAAUUAUAAACAACGGAAGUAUUCAGCAAGAGUGAAAUGAAUAACAACAAUUUUUGUGCAUUCUAAAGUACAAGCCUGUGUUUAAAAUGAAUGAGGUGGACCUAUGUGUAUUAGAAAGAAGUCCAAGCUAUUCAUUCCAAAAUGUUCAGACACUGUUAACUGAAAGAAACUGCAAUAAAGUCUUUCUUCUUAUAAAACCAAACCCUAA